AGGUCUCCCACCGACGAAGUAAAGUAACAAAUACAAAUAUAUAAUAUAUAUGUAUAUUUAAUAAAUACAAAUGUAUAAUAUGUAUGUAUAAAUUCCCUAGUCAUAUAGUCUUUAUAUUUCCACCACCUUCCUCAAAUCUUCCUCAGCUCAAAUGUUACACAUUUUCUUCCAUAAGAGGUGAGCAAGAUCUUGAUUUUUUAACAAAAAAAAAAAGAUUCAAUUUUUAUCAUUGUGUUGGUUUCAAUAUUAAUCAGAUCUGAUUUAAUUUUCAUGUUAUACAUAGAUCUUGAUAUAUAUUGAAUAUAUUGAAUGCCCUUUUGUUAAAGUACUUAUCUUUGUAUUAAGAAAACCCCCUUUUGGCCAUUCAUUUAGAUCUGAUCAAGAAAGGUGUAAAAAUGGUGUCUUUUGAUAAAUUCAAGAUUUGGGUUUUGUGUAUCUGUUUGGUUUGUGAAUUGGGUUAUGGGUUUUAUUUGCCCGGUAGUUAUCCACAUAAAUAUGGGGUUGGUGAUUUCUUGAAUGUUAAGGUUAAUUCAUUGACUUCUAUUGAUACUGAAUUGCCUUAUAGUUAUUAUAGUUUGCCUUUUUGUAAGCCUAAGGAGGGUGUUAAGGAUAGUGCUGAGAAUCUUGGUGAGUUACUUAUGGGUGAUAGGAUUGAGAAUUCUCCUUAUAGGUUUAAGAUGUAUACAAAUGAGACUGAGGUUUUCUUGUGUCAAACUAAACCUUUGUCUAGUGAUGAGUUUAAGCUUUUGAAGGAGAGGAUUGAUGAGAUGUAUCAGGUUAAUUUGAUUCUUGAUAACUUACCUGCUAUUCGGUAUACGAAGAAGGAUAAUUUCUUCUUGCGUUGGACGGGGUAUCCGGUUGGGAUUAAGGUUCAGGAUGCUUAUUAUGUGUUUAAUCAUUUGAAGUUUACGGUUCUUGUUCAUAAAUUUGAGGAGACGAAUGUGGCUCGUGUGAUGGGAACCGGGGAUGGAUCGGAGGUGAUAUCGACGGUUGGAAAUGAAGGGUCUGAUGCACCUGGAUAUAUGGUUGUUGGAUUUGAGGUUGUACCUUGUAGUUUUCAGCAUACGCCUGAUUCGUUGAAGAAUCUUAAAAUGUAUGGUAAGAUUCCAUCUCCAAUUAAGUGUGAUCCAACGACUGUGUCUAUGGCUAUUAAAGAAAAUGAGCCUGUGAGUUUUAGUUAUGAGGUGAAUUUUGUUGAGAGUGAUGUUAAGUGGCCAUCGAGAUGGGAUGCUUAUUUGAAGAUGGAAGGUGCAAAGGUGCAUUGGUUCUCGAUACUCAAUUCCCUUAUGGUGAUCACUUUCUUGGCUGGUAUUGUACUCGUGAUCUUUUUGAGAACAAUCCGGAGGGAUCUUGCGAGGUAUGAUGAACUGGACAAAGAAGCUCAGGCACAGAUGAACGAGGAGUUAUCUGGGUGGAAACUUGUUGUUGGUGAUGUUUUCCGUGCCCCUAGUAAUCCCGGUCUUCUUUGCGCGAUGGUUGGGGAUGGAGUUCAAAUCUUGGGGAUGGCUGUAGUGACUAUUAUGUUUGCUGCCCUCGGAUUCAUGUCCCCAGCAUCUCGAGGAACAUUGAUUACAGGUAUGUUAUUCUUUUACAUGAUUCUUGGUGUUGCAGCUGGCUAUGUUUCCGUUCGUCUUUGGAGGACAAUCUGCUGCGGUGAUCAUAAGGGAUGGGUUUCUGUUGCGUGGAAGGCUGCUUGUUUCUUCCCUGGAAUUGCUUUCCUAAUACUGACCGUAUUGAACUUCUUGUUAUGGGGUAGUGACAGCACAGGGGCCAUUCCCUUUUCGUUGUUUGUCAUUCUCAUUUUACUUUGGUUCUGUAUCUCCGUCCCCCUAACAAUGAUCGGUGGCUACAUUGGGGCAAAGGCACCUCACAUUGAAUAUCCAGUCCGAACCAACCAGAUUCCACGUGAAAUUCCACCACAGAAAUAUCCAUCUUGGCUUUUGGUUCUCGGUGCAGGCACACUUCCUUUUGGUACUCUUUUCAUCGAGCUCUUCUUCAUCAUGUCCAGUCUCUGGAUGGGUCGUGUCUACUACGUCUUCGGCUUCCUCCUCAUCGUUAUGGUCCUCCUUGUCGUCGUUUGUGCUGAGGUGUCUCUUGUCCUAACCUACAUGCAUCUAUGUGUUGAGGACUGGAAAUGGUGGUGGAAGUCAUUCUUUGCUUCCGGCUCAGUCGCUAUAUACAUUUUCCUGUACUCCAUCAACUACCUAAUCUUCGACCUCAAGAGCUUAAGCGGCCCUGUCUCCGCCACCCUUUACCUCGGAUACUCCCUCGUCAUGGUCUUGACUAUCAUGUUUGCAACAGGCACCGUCGGGUUCCUUUCCUCUUUCUGGUUUGUACAUUAUUUGUUCUCAUCAGUGAAGCUGGAUUGAUGAAGUCUCGUCGUCUUGAAGAGCGCCAUCGAAGAGCAGCGGGCAGAUGUCAAAGGCAUAUUCUAUUUUACUUUUAAUGUCAUUUUGUAGGGUAUUUGGAAGAGAAAACAAUGAACUCCUGAAGUUUUGUUAAAUUCUUUUAAAGUAAAGUUUCAUCAUAUUCUUCA
Molecule: messenger RNA, 2536 nt
Organism: Capsicum annuum
Lineage: Eukaryota; Viridiplantae; Streptophyta; Magnoliopsida; Solanales; Solanaceae
Product: transmembrane 9 superfamily member 11
Exons: 1
Coding region: 396-2369 (657 amino acids)
Biological process (GO): protein localization to membrane
Cellular component (GO): membrane
Source: RefSeq, a predicted model, not a curated record